This is a messenger RNA of Brienomyrus brachyistius, 8839 nucleotides long. It is a transcript of the gene fhod3a, whose product is annotated as formin homology 2 domain containing 3a. NCBI's taxonomy places the organism in Eukaryota, Metazoa, Chordata, Actinopteri, Osteoglossiformes, Mormyridae. The record is from RefSeq and is a predicted model, not a curated record. Gene Ontology annotation, cellular component: cytoplasm; cytoskeleton. Gene Ontology annotation, biological process: cardiac myofibril assembly; sarcomere organization; actin filament network formation. Gene Ontology annotation, molecular function: actin filament binding.
GCUUUCGGGCCCGCUCUACAGCAGUCGGUUGGCCGCUGGAGGUCGCCGAUACACUUACAUGUGAAUGACGCUUUACGGAGGGGAUGGAGGGGGGCUUUCUCCAGAGGUCUCCCGCAGAAGCCGAGACUGGCAGUCCGUCCCUGCACCCUGCCUGCUCGCAAUGCCAUUGCGUCGCGCUGUCCUUCUCAAGACGGGGGGAAAAAAGGCACAUUAACGCCAACUUAGCGGGACAUACGGAAGGGAUAGAGACACCGCUUCUUAAUGCAUUGAAGUGACAGCUGGUCUAUGGGGAUCCGACGCGACAGAUGAAGCACUAUUAAGCCGGGCAACCUGCACUCGGUUUGUUGUGGUAGCGGAGCGGUGACCGCCGACGCGGAAAUCGUAAUCAUUAGACUGCACUGUCCCGGCAUCCGUGCAUGGAUGCAUCAUGGCCACUUUUGUGUGCAGGGUUCAGUUUUUAGAUGACACCGAUCCGUUUAACAGCACCAACUUCCCCGAACCGACGAGACCACCUCACUACACCUUCAGGGAGGAUAUUCCUCUAAUAAACCAGAUCGCCGGAAUCCAUCGGCUUCUCCGAGCGCCACACAAGCUUGAUGACUGCACCCUGCAGCUGUCCCACAAUGGCACCUACCUGGAUCUGGAGUCCAGUCUGGCGGAGCAGAGGGACGAGCUGGAAGGCUUCCAGGAGGAUUCUGGGAGGGGCAAGAAACACAGCGUCAUCCUGCGUACCCAGCUGUCCGUUCGGGUCCAUGCCUGCAUCGAGAAACUCUACAACUCCAACGGACGAGAGCUAAGAAGAGCUCUCUUCUCCCUGAAGCAGAUCUUCCAGGAUGACAAAGACUUGGUCCAUGAGUUUGUCAUGGCCGAGGGGCUGACAUGUUUAAUAAAGGUGGGAGCAGAAGCGGACCAGAACUACCAGAACUACAUCCUCAGAGCCCUGGGACAGAUCAUGCUCUAUGUGGACGGAAUGAACGGGGUCAUAGGUCACAGCGAGACCAUCCAGUGGCUCUACUCUCUCGUCGGAUCGAAGUUCCGCCUGGUGGUGAAGACAGCAUUGAAGCUGCUCCUGGUCUUCGUCGAGUACGCCGAGGCCAACGCCCCCCUGCUCGUCCAGGCCGUCGACACCGUGGAUACUCAGAGAGGGCACAAGUUAUGGUCCAACGCGAUGGAGAUCCUGGACGAAAAGGACGGAGUGGACACGGAGCUGCUGGUUUACGCCAUGACCCUGAUCAACAAGACGCUGUCAGGGCUCCCAGAUCAGGACUCCUUCUAUGACCUGGUGGAUGCGCUGGAGGAGCAGGGCAUGGAGGCCGUGGCCCGGAGGCACCUGAGCAGGAAGGGGACAGACCGGGAUUUGGUGGAGCAGUUCAACAUCUACGAGACGACCCUUCGGCAUGAAGACGGCGAUGACGAUUCCCAGCCACCUCCCGCCGGGUGCAAGGAUCGUAGGCGGUCCAGCGUGGGCAGCGGCAGCGAGCGGCGAGGCCUGGAGCGGCGGCGCAGCCGGAGGCACUCCCUGGGUCGCAACUCGGCGCCUGCCUCCCCCGGCGGCCCUAAUGGUCCGGCCCACCACCCCCUGGCAGGCCAGAGCUCUCAGGACACCAGCGAGAGAGUGCCCCGGUGCCACGACACGCUUCACCUUCCCAUGAUAGAGGAGGAAUACGAGGAGGAGGUGGAGGAGGGAGAGGAUGACCCUCCGGUCACAGAGCCUAAUACUGAGGAUGAGGAGGAUGCAGAAUCCUCUACCCUGGGUGCUCCCAGCGAGGCCGUCCCAGUGGCUCCAUCAUUAGACACGGUCAGGGAUAUUUCUCAGCCAGGUUUGCCCCGUGGGGACGCAGCCGGCUUUGAACCCGUGACUGCUCCCGAUCAGGAGGAAGGGACGGCGGUUCGCUCCCCUCCUGACUGGCCUGAUUCUGCCCAGCCGUCCAUCCUAGCCUCCCUGCUGGCCCAGCGGAAAUCUUCCAUCAGUGUCCCACCCUUGUCAGAGGCGGUCCCCUCCCUGCGAGGGGCCGUGUCCCCCUCGCCGGAGCGCCUGCCCUACCUCCCACACUCCCCCUUCCAUCUCUUCUCUUAUGACUUUGAGGAGGAGGAGGUCGCGUCCACUGUGCCCAAGGCUGGACAGAUCGCGUGCAGACACCCUGGCGUCAGCGGCCCCUCCCCUUGCAGGUCCUACUCCACGCUCAGCCCUCCCCCCACGCCUACCACCCGCUAUGGGACAUCAGUGUCUCCAUCACUGGAGUCCAACAACGAGAGGGCAGUCAUGGGGAACCUGCUGUCCUCCUCGUACCGGCAGCACCAGGAGUCCCUGGCCGCCGAGCGUGAGCGCCGGCGGGUGGAGAGGGAGGAACGUUUGCUCCGCAUCGAGCGCGAGGAGAGGAACCGCUUCAGUCGGGACUUUGCGGACAAAAUGGAAGAAGCUAGACAUGCGCGGGAGGAGAGGUACAAGCACGUGGAGCGGAUCGCCGCUGAGGAGUACGAGCGUGAGCGGGUAAGGUGCCCCCCCAGGGGUCGCGGUGAGCUGAACCUGAGCCUGAGCCCGACCCGUGGCGGCGAGACGUCCCGGAGCACCACACCAUCAUCGACUGAGUCACAGGAAGAGUGUGAGACUCCGCCCACCCCUGGCCUGCCUUCAGAGACAGAAACCGCCGGUGAAGCCGAUUCAGUUGCUGAAGGAGAAACUGAAGCCUCAUUAGAUGUGGAGCCAGAGGUUUCAGCCUCAGGACUCGAGGGUGAGCAGGAACCAGACCAGGAGGAGGAAGAGGAAGACGGUGAGUUCAGAUCCAAAGAUGGAGAUGGGGCAGGUGUUCUGAACGAGGUGAACGAAAGGAGCGGGGAAGCAGAUUUGGAGGCUGACCAGGAGGCCUCGCCUGAACAUGAGACUGAGGACGGCGCCGUCUUGAGUGAGAAGGAGCGGCAAAAUGAGGAGGUGAAUGAGAAAGAUAACUGCUCGGCCUCCAGCAUCUCCUCUGCCAGCAGCACUUUGGAACGGGAGGAGAAACUCAAUAGCAGCCAUGAAACAGGACAGUGGACACAGGGAAUUAAGGACGUGGAUGUGAAUGAACAGUGCAACACCAUCCUCACCAGCAAGCGCUUCAUGCUAGACAUGCUGUACGCACAGAACAAGAAGCCGCUGGAGAACGAUGAAGAGGAGGAAGAAGAGGAGAGCGAGAAGGAGAAGGGCCAGGAGAACGAGGACUCGACCCCGCCUGCACAGUCCAACAGGACGUCCAGCGUGGGGGACAGCUGUCAAGAUGAGGACGGGAAGGACAUGGGCACUGGGAAUGUGGAUAACCAGGGCAGCGUCCGGGCCUUCGCAGAGAAGUUUGGAGACCUGGUCAAGGGACUGGUGUCGCCGCCAUUGCCGGAAAGUUCUGAGAAGCAACUGACAACAGAGAAGCCUACACUUGCACCCCUGCCGCCCAAAAAGGAGUCAGAUUACAUCUGGGACCAGCUGAUGGCCAGCCCACGGGAGCUCCGAAUUAGGGACAUGGAUUUCACGGAUCUCGGUGAGGAGGAUGACGAGGACAUCUUGGACGUUGGCAGUGUGAUGGGAUCGGGGAAGGGGCUUCCACCGCCACCCCCACCUCCAACUUUCUCCAUCUUGCCACCUCCUCCCCCGCUUUUUGGCUGCCCGCCGCCUCCCUUUCUCCCCGGUAUGAGGUUUCCACCUCCGCCACCGUCCUCCACCCCUCCCCCACAGCCCCACCUGGGCUCCCCACAGCUUUCUCGUGGUGAACCUCCGAUCUUCCAUAAGAAAAAGAAAACCAUCCGGCUGUUCUGGAAUGAGGUUAGGGCGGCUGACUUCUCAUUCCGGAACCAUAAGCGCUACCGGGAUUCACUGUGGGCCAAAAUGGAACCAGUCAAGGUGGACACAUCCAAGCUGGAACACCUGUUUGAGACUAAGUCCAAGGAGAUGCCUGUCACCAAGAAAACAGCAGCGGACGGCAAGCGUCAGGAGAUUAUCGUCUUGGACUCCAAGCGGAGCAACGCCAUCAACAUCGGGCUGACGGUGCUGCCGCCCCCCCGCACGAUAAAGACGGCCAUCCUGAGUUUUGAUGAAUACGCCUUAAACAAAGAGGGAAUUGAGAAAAUCCUGACCAUGAUCCCCACAGAGGAGGAGAAGCAGAAGAUACUGGAGGCACAGCUGGCCAACCCGGACGUCCCCCUGGGCAGCGCUGAGCAGUUCCUCCUCACCCUGUCCUCCAUCAGCGAGCUCUCCGCCCGCCUGCAGCUCUGGGCCUUCAAGAUGGACUACGAGGUCAUGGAGAAGGAAGUGGCUGAGCCUCUCCAGGAUCUGAAGGAAGGUAUGGACCAGCUGGAGAACAACAGGACGCUGCAAUACAUCCUGUCCACAUUGCUCUCCAUUGGCAACUUCCUCAAUGGAUCGAACGUGAAGGGCUUUGAAUUGAGCUACCUGGAGAAAGUUCCAGAAGUGAAGGACACAAUCCACAAGCAGUCUCUGCUACAUCACGCCUGCACCAUCGUGGUGGAAAAGUUCCAAGACAGCACAGACCUCUACUCGGAGAUCGGGGCCAUCACCCGCUGUGCCAAGGUGGACUUUGACCAACUGCAAGAGAACCUGUGUCAGAUGGAACGCCGGUGCAAGGCAUCGUGGGAUCACCUGAAGGUGAUCGCCAAGCAUGAAAUGAAGUCGGUACUGAAGCAGAAAAUGUCGGAUUUCCUGAAGGACUGUGCCGAACGGAUCAUCAUCCUGAAGAUCAUACACCGCAGGAUCAUCAACAGGUUUCAUGCCUUCCUGCUAUUCCUGGGCCAGCCCGCCUAUGCCGUGCGUGAGGUCAGCAUCCAGCGAUUCAGCAAGACUGUGAGCGAGUUCGCCCUGGAGUACCGCACUACGCGGGACCGAGUCCUGCAGCAGCAGCAGAAGCGGGCCGACCACCGCGAGCGGAACAAGACCCGGGGGAAAAUGAUCACCGACACGGAUGAUGAAGAGGACAGUGAGGGUGGCAAGCUGAGCAGCAACACUUCGGCAGUGCAGGAGAGCGAGCCGCAGGGCCUCCAGCACGCCGAGGACGCUGCCGAGCACGAGAACAUGAAGGCAGUGCUGAGGAGCGGCUUGCGGGGUGGCGACAGCGAGGCAGCCUCCAUGCCUGGCCUCCGCAUCCGCACGCGAGCCACACGAGGUCGCUUGAGUUCGUGGGCGACAGCGAACGAGGACUUGCCCAAUGGGACAGAGGACGCGGCCGAUGAGAUCAUGGAGCGCAUCGUGAAGUCGGCGACUCAGGGCCCGAGCCAGCGCACACUGCCGCGCGAGAGGAAGAGGUCGCGCGCCAACCGCAAGUCGCUGAGGAGGACCCUGAAAAGCGGCCUGACGCCAGAAGAGGCCCACGCUCUGGGAUUGACUGGUGGGCCAGAGAUGCAGGUGUGAGUCACAUGUUAGCUGGGGCUCCCAGAAUGCAACAGGAACCCAGGAGCCCAUCCUCGUCCCCACACCCUCCCAAACCUCUCCACUCCAGCCAGCCUCAUCACCAGCCUCAUCACCAGCCUCAUCAUCGGCUCGCCCUCCAGAUGCCCACGUCUGCCUCGAUCUUGCUCCGCUGCUCCGCGGAAUCCUUGGUCUUGCUUUCAUUUUCGCUCUGUGCUGGUGUGUCACAGUGAGGCUGCAGGGGUCUGUUACUGCGGCAACAUGGUCAGAAAGGAGUCAGAAAGAGAGAGCAGCCAGGUCAGAGGAGGUCAACAAAAGGUUGACUGAAUAUCAUCCAUCCUGUGAGGACCUUUGGCCUCCUAUUGGAAUUUGUGCACAAACACAACCGACCACAAUGGUCAGUGAUGUGGAGAUGCGUAUGUUCACCAGAGCGUGCCUGAUAAGGUAGAGAUGUAGCUGAUACGGAAGCUUGGAAGGUUUAAAACAAGCAAGGGAUUAUUUUAGGCUCAUGGAGAGGGAGAUGACUGCGGCCAUUUUGUGAUGUGACACUACACCAGCACAGAGAAAUGAAAUCAAGACAGCCCUGGUCUUUGAUUACCAGACACCACUAACACACACAGACCUCCCCGCAUCCUUGUGAUUGGAAUAAGAUGUGCUGUGUAGGAUACAGUUUUGGGAUAAGUUUUGUAUCCUGCUGUACAGACCACUAUUUUUUUCAUUACUGUGACUGUGAAGGUCAGACAGGACCAAACGCACACAGAGCAACAAAACCAAAACGUCACGUGGGAUAAUCAGGCCGAAGCAAACAAACCAGCAAUAACACCACUUGCACAGACGAUAAUGUUUAUGCUCAAACUGUGGUCAAGUUGAUAAUCUGAGUGCCCAAGAUAUGUGAAAUGAAGCCUUUAAUCUUACAUGCUGAAUCUGGUCCUGCUGGAGAUGUUUUAGAUGUUUUUCUGGACAUCGGCACCACUAAGAGUUAGUCACCAAUACUUUCUUAGGUUUGGAAUUAACGCGGAAAGAAUGCAUUUCGAACUGUCACAUCUCAUAGUGAUGUAUUUAUGUUGGGUAUUUCGUAUUUCUAAUGUAGAAUUCCAUUACCUUUUCAGUCAAUAUUUUGGCAUUACCUGCAUUUCGACCAUUAUUUUUUCUAUUUUUAAAUCUAGAAAUGGAAUUUCUGGAUAUGAGAAGCAGAUGUAGUUGGGUUAUAUGAAACAGAGAUAACGGAACACUGUGACCUUCAAAAUGGACCCGCGCUUAGCGUUUUGGACAAUUACUUAUGAACGGCAACACACUACACAGUGGGAUUUUUAUCAUGUUAGAAAAGACAGUGAGCGAGGCAUGGAUGAACUGACAGGUGUUGGGGGUUUGAGGAAGCCCAGGCCUCAACCAGCACAACCUUGGGGGUGGGAGGGGGGUGUAAUAGUUAAAAUUUUGAACAAGUAGCGUAUUGCACUGCCAGAAACACAGCAUUGAUUUCAGUGGCAGUUUCCUUUCCUGUGAAGCCACACUGGCGACCAGCAGCUAUCAAAUCAGUAGUUGUGGAAUGACUGACCCUUAUAGGAAUUGUACUGAGUAGGACUGGGCGAUAUGGACCAAAAAUCAUAGUUCAAUCAUUUUCAGCUGAAUGGCGAUAUACGAUAUAUAUCUCGAUAUUUUUUUCACAUAAAGUAAUGACAAAAAGACAGUUCCAAAUAUAAGCCAGAUCUCCCAAGUGUCACAUGGGCAAUUUUAUUAACAGACGGCAUGAAAAAAUACCUCCAAAAUGUCUCGUCCUAUAUCUCAUGAAAGUACACCAACGUAUCUUAAGAGCUCGAUAUCGCCCAGCCCUAAUAUACUAUAAUAUACUAUAAUAUACUAUAAUACUGAGUAUGAAUUUGUACAAAUUGCAUCAUUGACAGUUUGGGUUGCAAAGAGGCGGCAAAUUUCCAGAAACUUUCCAUUCAGUGGCAAGUUAAGAUGGGAAUUUUGAAAAUAUUCCAAGUUGGAAACUUUCCAUGGGAAUUACAGUACCAGGAAUUUAGGGGAAUUCAUGUAAAAUUCCCAGAAUUCUGUAACCCUAUUUACAAUACGCCCAGUAACUUGACAAAAAACUGUCUGGAGAACAGGAGCUCUUUUUGUUUUUUUUUUUUAUAAAUUGCACAUUAAUCUAAGCGCUAAAUAUAUGCUAUAUAAAUGUAGUAUAUAUUUAUAAAUAUAUAUUUAUAUGCCGUAUAUUACAGAAGACAACUUGAAGUGGUAGACGAGAGCUGAGAAAACAAAGAUAUGUUGACUUUAUCCUGAGUAAACCUUGAGUAUUUAAAUGGUAGUAAAAUAAAAUGCAAACUAUUAUUUAAGACUCUGAAUAAGGAGUUUCGAAGGGCUUUGGUUGGAGAUGUGCCUUUCAAAAACGUGGCUAUUUAUUCUGCAGUGUUAAGGGGGAGUUUGUAUGUAACCCCCUGUAAUGUACAGUAAAUACCGUAUCCUCCACAGGCAAGGCUCAGAAAUCAUCCAUAGGUUUCCUAAUGACUGUACGUUUUUAGCUUAUUAUCCCGUACAGUUUCGGUUACAAAGACAAAAGCUCAGUUAAGUGGCUUUACUUAAUAUCAUGAAUCUCUCCACUAGACAUUACCAUUUAAUUUACUGUAAAAAAAGUCAUUUUCGAUUUCACAAGACCUGAUUUUAUGGGUCACGUGCGGUUAACAUAUAUCCGUCAUUCUGUACUUUCAGCCUGUCUUUACAUUUUCUGGAGGAUGAGUUUCACAGAAACUAAUCACUGUGCUGUAAUGUGUAGUGUCUGGCACCUUAUUCGUCAUUUGUAGCAGAUUUCAAAGAAGAAAAAAAAAAAUCAGUUAAAAAAAUUACGAUAGAAGGCACUGUCUCCAGACACAUUUUGUGUUAUUCUGGGAAUUGUAAAAAGAAAAACGGAAAAUGUAAAAGAAUAUCUGAAAUGAACUGGAUGUAAAAUGUAAAGAUGUAUCUGAAAUAUUUAGAAACCGCAGAUGGAGGAUGGACGCUGUAAAAUAUGUCAUACUCCAUUUAGGGGUAUUUUGUUUGUUUGUUUUCUGUGUAAUUUGUGUAGAAUAGUGUAUUAUACCUUCAAAUAUCAGUGUUAUGUAAUUUAAGAGAAACAAGCCGUACACGAGAUGUAUGUGGUGUACAUGACAUGUCUAUCUCGACGUACAAUUGCUUAUCUCAGAGAGAGUAACAUUUGAUCUUGAUGUCCAGUGUUUUUUCCCCUUUUUGUUACAUUGUGUUAUUUGGCUUUUAUGGACCUUAAGCCCCCUCGUUAUGAUGAUGUGAACCACAUGGCCCACCGCUCAAGCGAUCCAGAGACGUUUUUGGGAACUGUCCGUUCCCAUCCCGCUUCUCCGCAAAACGCAAACAGCUUUUCAGAGUAGGAACCGGACGUGCGGAAAACCGGAGAGACUUAUGUACACACACACUUUGCAAUUAAAGCUCUUAUGAAAUGUC